Molecule: messenger RNA, 1931 nt
Organism: Glycine soja
Lineage: Eukaryota; Viridiplantae; Streptophyta; Magnoliopsida; Fabales; Fabaceae
Product: zinc finger HIT domain-containing protein 2-like
Exons: 5
Coding region: 438-1649 (403 amino acids)
Source: RefSeq, a predicted model, not a curated record
GGUAGGUCUCUAUAAUCGAGCUUUCUAGCUCCCUCCAACUCUUUGCAGCUCUCCGGCAUAUUGUGCGACUUGGUGGCGCCUCCGUUGGCCACCAACGGCUUCGAAAUCACCGGAAACUUCAGCCGUUGGCCACCAGUGGCUUCGAAAUCACAGAAAGUUCAGCAUCAUCGUUGCGCUUCGUCGGAGGUUGCCACUCGGUGCAUGGAAGACAUUACCACCACCGGAGAAUGCACGACGACAAAAGAGAAAGAUGAAGGCGUUGUUGCUCGGUGACGGUGAGGGAUAAAGGGAAAGACUUCCAUUCCACUAUUUUAAUUCCUAGCAUCCGCGCCACAGUACAACCAGAAGCAGUUCGUUGCUUAAUUGAAGAAGACCCUGAUCGCAACUGAGUGAAGGCCUAUGCGUCAAAUUUAAAUUCCCAAGUAUCACUUUGGAACAUGGCUGAUAAUAUAGUUACCUCCACCAAUUCUUCUACGCCCUCGCUGAACCCUACUCGGAUAAUCUGCCACGUAUGUCAGAAGCAGUUUUCCCAGUACACGUGUCCUCGAUGCAAUUCGCGAUACUGUUCCCUCCAAUGUUACAAAUCUCAUAGUCUCCGUUGCACUGAAUCCUUCAUGAAAGAAAAUGUAGUUCAGGAACUUCAGCAAAUGCAGCCUGAUGAACAAACUAAAAAUAAGAUGCUGGACAUACUGAAAAGAUUUCACUCAGAAGAGGAAAUGGAUGAGGAUUCUUUUGCAGAUUCAACUUUAUCUGAGGAGACAAUGGAAAAAAUUUUGUCUGGACAAGAAAUCAGCUUUGAUGAUUUAUCACUUGAAGAAAAGAAACGGUUUCACAGAGCAAUUGCUUAUGGGGAACUGAGCAAGAUGAUCAAACCAUGGGAUCCAUGGUGGUCAAAGCCUUCUGCCAGAAACAUCUGUCUCAGUAAGGAAGGAACUCAGCUUGUUCAACCUCUUCCAGAUCAGGAAUUGCUAGAUGAUGAUAUUGGAAGUGAUGAACUCAGCGAAGUUCCUCUUGGGCCUGAAAUUCCGCUUCCUCCUCUAAGUAGGCUUAGUUCCAAGGAGCCAUCACCCCUUUUAACAGUUCACCUAGUUGACAUUCUGUAUAGCUACUGCUUCACUCUUCGUCUCUACAAUGGAGAUUGGAAGUCAGAUGCCUUAGGGUCAGUCAUGGUUGUAUUGAGCGUGUCCUUGGUGUUGGGUCAAGGUGCACAGCCGGAGACAGUACUAGAAGCACUUUCUCAUUGCUUGGAGCAGGUAUGCUGUCCAGUUUACAGACACAUGGGAGGAUUGCAAUUUGGUUUGGGUGUCAUUGAUGAUGUGAUCAGUCUGCUUGGUUUGGGAACUCCUGCAUUGGUGUGUGCCCUUUGUGAUAUGCAUCGGUUGAUUCAAGAAGGGGAAAAGGAGGCCAAAUCAGAAAGACCGAGAAAGUUGCGGACAGAUGGGACUAGAAGUGCUAUUAAGCUGGCAGAAAGGAGGAUAUAUUUCAUCACGUGUUGGGUUCAUGAGCAGCCAGAGGAAGCAUGGUUUUCUUUAGCGGCCAUUGUAAGAGCAGAAAAGACAUCAGCCAUGGAAUUUCAACAGAGCAAUAAAUCUGAAAAUUUGAACAAUAAGGCAGAGGUCAAAGGCAAAAGUUUAAUUCAAGAGUUUUAAUAAUUUACGUAAACCGCUACCCCUUAUUGUUGACCAUAUUUAUUUUAGUCUUAUAGAAUAUAUGGAGACUGAAAAUGGUUGUUCUCAAAGCAGUUGUAAAUGUAUUUUUACAUAUAGAAAUCCUUAUUGACGAGAUAUUCAGUCUGGGUUGUGUACCUGAGAAGUUAUUAGACUAGGAGGGGUCCUGGAGUUCUUGCAGUGGCAAGAAAGUUAAGUUUCAAACUAGGUGAAUUGAUAAUCUAUUUACAUUUAACGAAAUAUCAGAACGUAAUUAUUCGCAAA